Molecule: messenger RNA, 468 nt
Organism: Odobenus rosmarus divergens (Pacific walrus)
Lineage: Eukaryota; Metazoa; Chordata; Mammalia; Carnivora; Odobenidae
Gene: CKLF
Product: chemokine-like factor
Exons: 4
Coding region: 112-399 (95 amino acids)
Cellular component (GO): membrane
Source: RefSeq, a predicted model, not a curated record
GCGGCGCGCGGCGGUGGUGGCGGUUGCUAUCGCCGCGCGAGGCCUGGCAGAGCUGUGAGGCGAGGAGAGGGGGUGAGGGAGAGAAGUGCUGCUGCUGCCGCUUCUGCAGGCAUGAUGUCGACCCUGAAGCCGAAGCAUCGCCCCUUCUGCUUCAGCGUAAAAGGCCACGUGAAGAUGCUGCGGAUGGAUAUUAUCAACUCAAUGGUAGCAGCAAUAUUCAUGAUAAUCAUAUCUGUGUUGGCACUGUUACCAGAAACCACAACAUUUAUAGUCCUUGGAGGGGUGUUUGGACUCCUGACAGCAGUGUGCUGUAUUGCCGACGGGGUCCUUAUUUACCGGAAGCUUCUAUUUAAUCCAAGUGGUCCUUAUCAGAAACGCACUAUUCAUGACAAAAUAUAAGUUUUGUAAUUUUAUAUUACUUUUUAGUUGAUGCUAAGUAUUAAAUAUAUUAAAUAUAUUUAUUCCUCC